Molecule: messenger RNA, 1669 nt
Organism: Astyanax mexicanus (Mexican tetra)
Lineage: Eukaryota; Metazoa; Chordata; Actinopteri; Characiformes; Acestrorhamphidae
Gene: tsnare1
Product: T-SNARE Domain Containing 1
Exons: 14
Coding region: 288-1154 (288 amino acids)
Biological process (GO): vesicle-mediated transport; vesicle fusion; intracellular protein transport
Cellular component (GO): SNARE complex; endomembrane system; membrane
Molecular function (GO): SNAP receptor activity; SNARE binding
Source: RefSeq, a predicted model, not a curated record
CGCGCAGGUGAUGGGAGUCAUGUGACUGAGCUGAAUCUGGCUGCUGCGCUCGCGACUGAAGUGAAGCUAAGGCUAAGCGCUCCUCCAGCAUAAACACCAGAGUCUUUGGCCCGUGACUUCAGAUAUAUUUCUCCUUCUGGCCCCCAACAAAAAAAAAAAAGUUUGGACACCCCUGCUUUAGGAGAUGCUGUCUACACAGUUCCAGUGAGAGCUUCAGGGGGGAGCCAGGAACGCACAGAGCUACUCCCAGAAUUUUCCUUUCCUGAGAACCAAGAAGAGGCUCCAGGAUGUCGUAUGGAUCCAUUGACGGCGGCUCCUUUGGCAGCAGAAACCCGUUUGGUGGGCCCACGAGGCAGGGCUACCAGCCAGUAGCUACUCAAGUCAGCCCCUCAGAGUUGCAAGAUGUGUUCCAGGAAACUUCCUCCAACAUCUUCCAGAUCAAUGCCAACGUGGUGACUUUAGAGAAAAGUCUUCAGUCCUUGGGAACAUCCAGAGACACAGCAGAGCUACGCCAGAGCCUACACUCCACACAGCAGCAAACCAAUAAAGUUAUCACGAGCACAAGCCAGCUCAUCAAACAGCUCUCUGACAUCAUCAGUGGCUCCUCACAGCAAGAUCGUCUGCGUCUGACCAGGCUGAAGACAGAGCUGUCUGAGUCGGUGCAGCGUUAUGGGGACCUGCAGAAGAAAAUUGCAGACCGUUCGAGGGCCUUGCUUCCACCAGCACAACAUGACAGAAAACAGAGCCCGCAGACCCCCUUCACUGAGCUGUGUGAGGAAGGAGUGCUGUUUGGAACAGCAGAGGUCGUGGAGGGAGAAGGACAGCAGGCAUUCCUGUCUGAGAUCAGUGAGGAGGAUGUGGAGGUUCUGCGCCAGAGAGAAGAAGCUCUGCUACAGAUAGAGAGAGACAUGCUGGAUGUGAACCAGAUAAUGAAGGACUUGGCCAGCAUGGUGCACGAGCAGGGGGAUACAAUAGACAGCAUUGAGGACUACAUACAGACCACCGGCUCACACGUGGAGUCUGCUAACCAGGAGCUCGCAAAGGCCAGCCAUUAUCAGAGGCAGCUGAGAAAGAGGAAAUGCUAUCUGCUGAUAGCUGGAGCACUCAUACUGACUCUACUGAUCAUCAUCAUUGCUUUAUCAGCCAGAAAAUGAGGGAAAACAUCUAGCUGCUGGUUCCUGCUCCGCUGUGAUCUCUGCUCAGCCUCCGUCGGGCCGUCCGUUCCCUCACCCUCCUCCUGCCUCCGACUUCUCUCCUGUGUGCUUGCUCUUUUAUCUGUGUUGGGAAUAAUGUGAGAAUGUGUGUGAACAUUUUACGUACAUUUUAGGUAUUUUUAAUGAACACUGUUUUUACUGUCCUGCUCUAUACCUCUCCUGUCUGAGCUCAUAUCAAAGAACAAAAAUUCCAAACUGAUAUUAUUUUUGUUUUUGCUUUGUGUCAGUACCUUAAUAUUAACUAGAUCCACAUAUAUAUUCAGUAGUAAAAUAAAAAAAAUACAUGUCUACAUUCUUUUUUUUUUUCUAGAGCACAAAAUAACAUAUAUAUGGUGACAGUGUCAAAUAUUUAUUUUGGAAAUGCCUGAGAUUCAACUCUGGGUAAAGUUUUUUUUUCUGCUAAUGUAUGUAUAUCUGUAUCAUAUAAUUAAUUAAACAGUGACAUAUAAAAUGCA